CAAUAUAAUGACUCUUUCCAUAUUUUCGGGCCAAACCGGACUAAAAUGAUUAAUCCUUGACUCACUAGCUCGACCGGGUCCGGGCCAACCCGCGGGUUGACAACCUUGCUUAUCAGUGAAUGGGUCAUCCCACCGCCACGUGUCGGACCCAUAUCCAUAGACCAUACUUGUUGUUUCCCAUCCUUCGAUUUUCAGCAGGAAAAUAAAAAAGUAAAUUAUUAUUAAUUAAAAAAAAAAGACAAAUAAAACAACACCAAGAGAGCAAAGAAGAAGAUAAGCCACUUGUGGAGGCCACAAUCACUCUGCUACCAAAACCUCACAUUCCUUCCACCUCCCCCAUUAGCCAUAUCAUCAUAUAUCCCCAGAGAUCCCCCCAAAAAUCCCCUCACUCAUUUCCCAACUCUCAAUUACUGCAACAAUGGCUUCCCUCCCAAUUAUGUUUGCUCCGGCUACAGUGAAUGUGUUCGCAGCCACCGCAGCCAAAGGAGCCGGCGGGAGCAAAGAAGAGAAGGGCCUGCUGGACUUCAUUCUGGGCAGCUUGACCAAGGAGGAUCAGUUCUACGAGACCGACCCAAUUCUCAAGAAAGUCGAGGGCAAGAGCGGCACCACCAGCAGCGGCGGGACUACUUCCGGCAAGAAAAACUCCGUGGCUGUCCCCCAGAAGAAGAAGAACGGCGGUUUCGGCGGCCUCUUCGCCAAGAAAUGAGUUUGCCAGAAAGCAAAAACGAACAUAUCAUAUUGUUAGCUUGUUUUUUGGUUGCUAAUCUCUUCCUCCCGUCUGUGUAUGUUUCCUUCUCCGUCAUAAUGAUUCAUGUUCCUCCAUCGGCUAUCUGAAACCAUGCAUUAUACUGCACCCUUCUAUUCCCUCCUCUUCCCUGUGCUACGGACUUGGAAACUGA
This is a messenger RNA of Linum trigynum, 899 nucleotides long. The record is from the annotation of a GenBank genome assembly. Lineage: Eukaryota; Viridiplantae; Streptophyta; Magnoliopsida; Malpighiales; Linaceae.